CUGAAACAACGUUUAAUUUCCUAGAACUGUCGCAAAGUAUAGUCAUGAAGUAAUCUGCCUGAGAUUACAAAUACUGUGAUAUUUGGGAUAUCAAUCGAUUAUUUCAUCACGGUUUUAACUCGUUAUCGAAACUCAAUAUGAUGCCAAUUGGAAAAAAUUCCUCGGGACGUCGUUCUACGUUCGCGAGCAGUUAUGAUCGAUACGGCGAGAAAGUCAGGAUGAAUUCCUUCCUUUCGCUGCAAUACAAUAAGACCGACAAAUGUACCGAUGCGGAAUCACGACGAGCUUUGAAAGUAUCGACAGUCGAGAUGUAUCUGAGGAUCAGGCCAGUGUCAACGGCGCUUGAAAAGAGUUACGCCGUACUCAACUCGAGAACUCUUUUAACGUUUCUGCCGUUCGAGGAUAAAUUCAUUCGAAAUUCGAGGGGCGCGAAAUCGAGCGAGGCCGAAGGCAGGCGGCAUGCCUUUACGAAGAUCUUCGGAUCAGAAACUUCGCAGGCGGAGAUGUUCGAGGGAUCCAUAAAACAUCGAGUCGCGGAGUUCCUCGGCGGUAAAAGUUCGACCAUCAUGACUUACGGCACAAGGGAUUCCGGGAAGACUUACACGCUGUUCGGCACGCCCGCGUCGCCCGGCAUAAUAACGCGCAGUAUCGAGCUCGUGUUUUCGGCGAUAAACUGCACCAUCGCGCCGUGGUACAAACCGACGUUUCAGGGCACGGUGGUCCACCUGAACAAGACCGAGCGGGAUUCGGAGAUGCAGCGGAAGAGGCGAGUAUUAGACGGACUGUUGACGGCGAAUGGGAAGACGAUAGCGGAGGCUGAAGAGUUUCUGGAGAACUCGCGGCCGGAGAACGCAGAUCCUGACAAAUGCGAGGAGUGCUUCAGCGAGUCUAUGUACGCCGUAUGGCUGUCCUUCGCGGAGAUUUACAACGGAAACGUUUACGAUCUGUUGGACGACGCGGAAGCACGCUCCCCGUUGAGACUGUACGUGAACGCCCAAGGGCGAGCUUACGUUCGCGGUUUACAAAAGGUUCACGCUAUAACUGCGCUGGAGGCCUGUCAACUUCUCAUGGCGGACCAAUCGAGGAUGAGAACGACCGACGCGACGAGAUCGAAGAGCUCCCGAUCGCACAUUAUUUUCACCAUAGAAUUACUGAGAUACCAGAAGGAUCACGCACCGGAAGAAGUGACGCACAGUACGUUGACUUUUUGCGACCUGGCUAGCUCUACACAAUUCGAGAAAUCGCAUGUGCGCGAGGCGAGCAAUGUCAACAACAGCCUGCUGGUGCUCGGCAGAUGCCUCAAGGCCAUGAAUCAGAGGGACUAUCAGAUGGCACUUUAUCGUCAGUCCAAGUUAACGAGAAUAUGUCAACGAGCUCUCUCCGGUGAGGAAAAUCUGAUCGUUAUAGUAAACAUUGUUUUUCGGCCAGGUCUGACCGACGAAACACAGAGCAUUUUCAGCUUUUGUAAUAUAGUCAGAAAGCUACUGAAGAGUCAUCAUAAGGAAUGCAAACAGCUGUGCAAAGGAACUGUUCCUGGUCUGGAAGCAUACGACGAUGACCUUGUGGCAUCACCGCCCAACUCGUCCGAGACUGCAGAAAUGACUGGCUGUACCGAUUCGGUAGCAUGCAGAAAUAUACGAGAGGAGAACAGAAGGCUGGAGCAAGAACUGGAAGCUUUAAAAAAUGACAUGCUGAAUCGCGAAUACGCAAUCCGACAACACCUAACCGAUAAUUACUCACGUAUGAUCGACGAUUUAGAAGCGAUUUACAAAGAGAAUACCAAAAAGCUCGAAAUUGAGGGACACGAUCUGUUGAAAUGGUCUGUCGAGCAGGUCAAAAGUUUUUAUAAGGAGCGCCUCUUUUAUAAGAAGCGCUUCGAUGAUCUGUGGCACAAGAAGAGAAGGCGAAGCGAUAGCGGCGAUUACAUCGACGACAACCCUGCGCUUUGCGAAGAGCUCAAAGCUGAGAAUGUGCAGGUUACUUCAAACUUAGCGGUUCUGAAAGAAGUGGCGAGGCAGUUGAAGAAAGAAAACGAGACGAUUCUCUGUGAGAAAAACAACUGUAGCUUCCAAUUGGCCUUGGUAACCGAGGAAUUGAAAAAGUUUCGACAGCUCACGCGAGCUGGGAUUCGUAAAUGGGGUGGCAACACUGAAAACGUCAAGGACGAUGCCGAUUGUCUCAUGAACAAUUUGGAAGGGUUAAUGGAUGAAAAACUAAAGAGAACCGAGAAGAAACUUGAAGAGAUGACCGAAUACAUCCAUGCAAUGGAGAACGAAAACGCUGAAACCAUUUCUGAAGUGAAGCAAGCGUCGUCAAACUCGGAGGAUCUUUUGCAUGAUACUUUGAUGAAGAUGAGAGAACUGGAGGAGGAGCUUUCACGCAAAGAAGCUUGCAUCAUCAAACUGCAGCGUUACGCACAGUUGCAAGAAAAACAAUAUGUUGAAAUUCAACAGCGCUUGACUGAUACACAAAAUGAGAUUAUAAGCGACGGAAAGUGCAAAUGUGACCGAUGGACAAAUAUUUCAUUUGACGAUUGUGUAGCAGACAGUAUUUUUCAGAAUAACCUGCCCGUAGAGAAAAUUUCCUCACCGGUGAAUUCAUCUGUUGAUCAACACGAGCUUAACGACUGGAUUAUGAUUCCAACAUUGUUUGCAAAUAACGUUGAAUCAACGAAGAAGGGACUCUCGAAAACGUCAAACGUCGAUCGCAAAAGUCCCGAAAGUACUGAUAGUAUAGAUUAUCAAGUUUUUAGAUUGAGCGACAGGAGCAGCAAGGAUGAUUCCGGUGUAAGUAGCGAAUUACAAAACGAAAGUCGAAGAUCUACUGAUAUGAACGAUCGCACAAGUACCCGCGAAAACGAAGACAAGUCUACGCAAACUAGCAUCAUCGACGAGAACAGUCAGAUGGAGGGAAAUGUUGAACAGCUUAAGAUAGACAGUGCAGACUCGAAUAAAUGGAACUAUCAAGACACGUUAGGUGUUACAGAAUUGUCUCAGAAUCUGGAAGCUCUCCGAGAUGUGAUUUACGCAUUAAAUGAAACGACUCGCACGAAUAAGUGUCAGUUGCUACACGAAGAAGGAACGCUGGAACGACUGACCGAAGAGGAGAGUGAUAUUGCAAUGAAACGCGACGGUUUAUUCAACGUGAUGGAGAAUAAAAUGCAAGAAUAUAAACGUGAGAUUCGUGAGCUGAUCCGCAAGUUAGCAGUUAAAGAAAAAAAUGAAAGUCGAAUUUUCAAAUGGCUAGAAAAAUAUAUAGAGAAAUCCAGAACCUUUGAAAGCAAAAUAUCUUUGAUGCGUAAUCGAUUGGACAAAGCGUUUAGUAAAUGUGCAAAUGAACACUUACCAAAGAUCGAAAGUUUAGAAGAAGAAGUGUUGCAAAAAACUCUGAAGAUAAAUGAGCUCGACGGAAAGAAUACUGAAAUGCAAUACGAGCUCGCGCAAGGCUACGAAUUGCUUCAGAAGAUACAUGAUUUCGAAAUUAUUGUGAACAGAUGUCAGAGAGAUAGGAACGAGCUUUGCAGGCAAUUAUGCGAAUGUUCCGAGGCCCAAUUGACUCUCGAGAAUAAAUUAAAGAAAUUAACGAUGACGGUAACGGAAAGGGAGUGCGAAGUUAUUUCGUUGAAGAGUGAAAUUCGUAAUAUAGGUGAUUUGAACGUUGCGAACAGCAAGAAAGCAAGAAAUCUGAGCGAGCAAAUUAUCAAAAAUGGCGAAAGCAUCGGUUCGGUCAUGGAAGAUCUGCAUUACUGCGAAGAUUUGCGUAAGAACGUGGAAAAUACUAUAAAAGCAGAAAUUCAUGAUUUCAGAUCUCGGUUCUCGGAUCAAAAAAAUAAUACAACGCUCCUGAACGAAAUUUGCAAGACUUAUGGCGACAGCCAGGAUGAAGUAACUCGUUUAAAAAUGCAACUGGAGCAUAAAGAACUAGAAAUAGCUCUACUUAAAACUAACAAAGACGAUACGAUACAAAAAUAUAAGAUUUUAAUGAGACAUUUUCAGAAUGAAAUCGAAGAGAAGGAAAAACAUAUUAAGACUCUUGCGAACAGCUCCAAUUAUUCCAAAAGCCCAUCAUCGAAGAAUCAAAGUCAGCCAGAUGAAACCUUAAAAGACCGAAAUGAAGCCGAAAGUAGUUUCGCGAGCAGUUCCUGUUUUGUGCCUGAGCAUGCUAGUUCGGGGGCAUUAAAUGUUUCGUCAGCUCCAAGUGAAGAUUCCACAACUUUUUCUGAUGAAAAAUAUGACUUCAGUAUUAAAUUCGGCGAUGACGAAUCUUGUCAGACAGAUAGCAGUGUAAAGUCAAAUGUACGUUCAUCUGAAACUGAUAGGUCGGAAAUGGAAGAUAAUUUCAGCACGAGAUCACCAAGUACCAAAGACACGAAGAAAAUACGAGGUUGGAUAAAAGUCAGAAGAAUCUCUGGUAAAACCGCACUUUCUAUUAAACACGAAGAUAUAAAUAGUGAUUCAGAAACUGAGUGACAGUAAAGAACAUAUGCCAAUAAUUACUGAUUCAAUUAUAUAUAAUUUUUGUAUAUAAUUAUUGAUGCUAAGAAUAUUGCUGUGUAUGUCGCGCGUGCAUUUUUAAAGUAAUUUGACAUUUAUUUACGUUCCGUGUAUUUCGUUCCGCUGAAUGUUUCGUAUACAAUUUUAAACACAUGUCAUACUUUAUUAAAUUUAAAAGAGAAAAAAAAUCGUGCAUGUCUCAAAUGUUAUACGUUUUAAUCCAACUGUUACACA
This is a messenger RNA of Solenopsis invicta (red fire ant), 4727 nucleotides long. RefSeq names its product kinesin-like protein KIF20B. Lineage: Eukaryota; Metazoa; Arthropoda; Insecta; Hymenoptera; Formicidae. Gene Ontology annotation, molecular function: microtubule binding; ATP binding; plus-end-directed microtubule motor activity. Gene Ontology annotation, biological process: microtubule-based movement. The coding region runs from base 138 to 4469 and encodes 1443 amino acids. The record is from RefSeq and is a predicted model, not a curated record. The transcript has 2 exons.